Messenger RNA from Phycomyces blakesleeanus NRRL 1555(-), 942 nucleotides. RefSeq lists its product as hypothetical. Bases 50 to 805 code for a protein of 251 amino acids. Lineage: Eukaryota; Fungi; Mucoromycota; Mucoromycetes; Mucorales; Phycomycetaceae. The transcript has 2 exons. The record is from RefSeq and is a predicted model, not a curated record.
ACCACCAAGUUUAUCUCAGAGUGGAUUAUCAAAGAAAAAGUCAGCAGAAAUGGGACAGGAGCGUAUUGAUAAGAUUAUCGCAAUUCCUUCUAGCAGUAGUGUAUCAGAGUGCACAAAAAUUGCCCUCGAUAAAUUCCAUCUUGCUUAUGACAGAACAGAAGGAGACAAAGGAAAUCGGUACCGAAUGACUCUUGUAUUAUCCGGGAAAGAAAAGGUUCUGCCAGACACAAUGUCUUUGGGAGAUGUGAUUCGAGAUCAUGCUAGCUUAUUGACGCCCGGGCAGUUUAUUUUGCGACAAUUUGGGGCUUCCGCCCCUGUGGUUCCUAAACGGAAAACAACACCUGUGCCGAUCCUUGAUCCUGACACUGCACGAAUGUUACAGAAGCUGGACUCUGCACUGAUGGCAUUUGAUGAAUCGAGUGAUGUGGGUCCAUCAAGACCGUGGAUGGAGGUUGCACGUUAUGGAGAUAAUGAUAUUGAUAUUAUACUUCCACAUGGUGUGCUUCGAAGUACAAACCUACCUAACCAACAGAUGCAGUAUGCUCUUAUGGCGCCAAAAGGAGCCAAUGAUUUCUCGACAAUCCUCAAAAAGGUGGUUCAGCCUAGUCAGCCCCCAAGCCGUGCACUUGAUACCAUAUCAGAUAUUGAGCUUGCAGCACUUGUAAAGUAUGGGCGUGCAUAUUUGGAUACACAUGAACGUGGGCCUGUUUUGCAACAAGACGGCGCAAAUCUCUCUAGUCUUGAAGACCUUCAGAAUGAAUUACAACGUAUAAUGGCUGCUCAUGCCCACGUAAACCCCAUAUAAAAAUAUCUUUAUCAAUCAAUUGUAUACAUUAGUCUUUUAAUAUUCCCCCGAAACAUACCUUCACCACAAAGCAAAACAAACCGAACCUCGGUCGUCUUCAUCGGACUUGGAAUUACGUCAUUCAACCUCUGUCUUUC